This is a messenger RNA of Australozyma saopauloensis, 2058 nucleotides long. RefSeq names its product Myb-related transcription factor BAS1 (gene BAS1). Gene Ontology annotation, cellular component: snRNA-activating protein complex. NCBI's taxonomy places the organism in Eukaryota, Fungi, Ascomycota, Pichiomycetes, Serinales, Metschnikowiaceae. Gene Ontology annotation, biological process: snRNA transcription by RNA polymerase II; snRNA transcription by RNA polymerase III. The transcript has a single exon. The record is from RefSeq and is a predicted model, not a curated record. Gene Ontology annotation, molecular function: RNA polymerase II cis-regulatory region sequence-specific DNA binding; RNA polymerase III type 3 promoter sequence-specific DNA binding. The coding region runs from base 1 to 2058 and encodes 685 amino acids.
AUGGGUGGGAGUCACACUAGCGAUAGCGAUAGCUCCAAAUACCUCACCUCGCAUGAAAAUAUGGACCGGCCGAAAAAAAUAAAACCAAUUGACACCCUUGCCAUCACCCAGUCGUUGGGGCUCCAAACCUUCCGCAAACAGUCCCGCCGUGCAUGGUCCAAAGAGGACGAUGAGAUGCUCCACAGUAGUCUAACGCAACUAUAUCCGAAUCUGAUCGCCACGCCGGCGUUUGACGCAAACAAAGUCGACUGGGAUGCAGUCGCGAAGGUCUUCGGAGACGCCCGGAAGGGGAAGGAGUGUAGGAAGCGAUGGUCUGCGUCGCUAGAUCCGAAUCUUCGACGGGGAAGAUGGACGGAGGAAGAGGACCGGUUGUUGAUGGAACAGUAUAACGAGUAUGGUCUGCUUUGGCAGAAGAUUGCGCGCAAUAUCCAGGGUCGCACAGAGCACCAGUGCUCGAAACGGUACCUGGAGAUACUAGAUCCCGCGCUGCGGAACCGGUUGAAGCCGUGGCUGGAGGACGAGGAUUUGUUGUUGGUGCGGUUGGUGCUGCAGCAUGGAACCAAGUGGAAGACCAUUGCGCUGGAGUUGAAGCUGCGGCCGCCGCUCACUUGUAGAAACCGCUGGCGGAAUCUAGUGACGGCGAUUGCGCGCGGCAGGGCGGCGCCGCGGAUCGUAGAGAUGAUGUCAAAUGUUGUAGACGGCGAUAUCAAGAGUCAUUUCGCUGUGCUUUCGCUGGAGGGUGCCAUGGGAGAUGGUCUGGGUGAGAAUGCAAAUCCACUCCGAUACUCUCUUCUGAAUCUGAAUCUGAAUCUGCAUCUGCAUCUGCAUCAACACCAGCACCAGCACCUUCAGAAUGAUCUCGAUACUGUCGAUGGCAUGGAGAAACAAUUUGCGGCGCCACCAUUCGAUGCUGUCCGCGACGCGGCUCUGGGAAGCUAUAGCAUAAAACAAGAGUACGCUGGCGAACUCGAAACAGAGCCAGGUUCUUCAUCGGCUUUCAAUGGAGCCUCUGGCGCCAAUGAUCCCGCUGGAAUCCAUGCAGAUUACCAGACAUCGCUGUCCAUGAGCAUUGACUCGCCAGUCUCGAAUGGGGGUACUGGUCUAGGCGCUGCGAACAAGCCCACUUUGUCAGGAGCCAUCCCGUCACGGAGCGAAACCGAAUGGGCUUAUUCGCUUCUGCAGAAACAAGGUACCACUGGCAAUUCUACUGCUGGGCAGGCUGAAUUCAGUGGAACCAUUCUGUCUGAACAGUUUGUGCAUUAUCUAGUACAACAUGCCUCCAAACACAAUUUGGACAUCAACGUUUAUCACCACGUGCAUCACCACUACCUGAACCAUGCUGUCGACCAACCAGGUCUGUACCCCGAUGAAGGCCAGAAUUCAUACGCUUCUGUGAUAAAGUUCAUGGACCUCGAGGCCCAAAGAAAACGAAAUCAACAUUUCAACUACUUGCCUCCCCAAACAGAGGUUCCCAGACUCACUUCUUCAACAGUUCCAGCACCACACUCUAGCACACAUCAUCAUCACCAUCACCACCAUCACCAUCACUCAGGGGAUGUCAACACAGCAGCCGCCGAGAAAGGACAGUCUGAUCAGAUCUUGAACUUAUCCAAGGAUCCGCUGCAUAUGCAUACGCCAAAUUCUGCUGAAAAACUCGUCACAGAGCCACUCGUGGAAUUCGAUCAGUUUGAGCUGUUGGAGCCUGUUUCCAAGAAAGCAAAAAUCAACAACGCGGCAGAUGAAGAAGAUGAAAUGGAGUUUUUUGAAUCGUUGCGUCACCUCGGAGGCCGCGCCACUGGUGAUAAGCUCAAGCUCAAUGGAACCGCCUUAGCCAAUGACGAAGACAUGGCCGAUAGGCCGGUCUCACAACAUCAUCCACUUCACUAUUCCAAGAGAAGCUCCAAUGUUGUAGGUGCAGAGACUCUGCUUUUUGAUGACGAAGACGAAGAUAUGCUUGACAGUUAUGGACUAUUCUACCAUCUCUACACAGACCCUGUGGUUGAAAAGCCUUCAGAUGACCUGCCGCCCUUUGGGGCAAUUCCCUUUAAUCCCUCGUAA